Messenger RNA from Drosophila miranda, 1608 nucleotides. RefSeq names its product lysosome-associated membrane glycoprotein 1 (gene Lamp1). NCBI's taxonomy places the organism in Eukaryota, Metazoa, Arthropoda, Insecta, Diptera, Drosophilidae. Gene Ontology annotation, cellular component: membrane. Bases 110 to 1126 code for a protein of 338 amino acids. The record is from RefSeq and is a predicted model, not a curated record. The transcript has 4 exons.
UAAAGAACAACAACUAGUGUGCCAGACAAAAAAAAAAGAAGAGCAGAGCAGAGCUACUAAAGCGAAAACUUACCAUUAGACAGAUAGAACAGACUCGACAAGUUGCAAUAUGUUUGCCCACAAAUUAGUGCUGCUAGGCACAACAUUGCUAUUGCUGAGCAGCGCAGUCCAAUCACAAAGUUCAAUUAGUUUGAAGGAUGCCAAUUUACAGGAGGCACAAAAAGCUCCGGAGACCACCUCAGAAGUGCCGCUGACAUCGAGCAGCAGCACCUCCACCUCCACCUCCACAACAACAACAACCACUACAGCAGCACCAACAACUUCGACGACCACUGUAAAGCCAAGCACCAGCUCUAGCUCCACAUCGACGACAACGACGACCAGUACUAGCACCAGCACCAGCACCAGCACUGAACCACCAAAGACAACCACUACACCUGCGCCAGUGCCAACCACGACCCAUGCCCCACAACCAUAUCCCGCACCCAGCGUGGGCACAUGGAAUGCAACCUGCAUUCUGCUCACCAUGGCCGCCCAACUGAACUUUACCUAUGAGACCAAGGAUGGAAAGAUGGCGCAUGGUCUGUUCAACAUACCACCCAAUGCCACCAUUGGGGAUAGUGUGUGCGAAAGCCAGACCAUUCAAUCCAUUCAAUUGAGCUGGGGACCGGUAACCUCUGUGCAAUCGAUGGUGAUGCAGUUUGACAACAAGAAUGCAACUACUGUAUUGUCGAGCAUCCAAAUCCAUUUUUUUGUUAUGAGCGAGGACUACCCCGAUGCCAAGGAGAACCAAACUCUUCAGCUUAUUCAUCGCGGCAGUGAGGAAUUCAAGACGCCCGAGAAGAUGUCUUACCAUUGCACACGCCCUCAGAAGUUUAACUUGACCGAGACCGUGGAUUUGAAGCCAGAGAUUGGAUGGCUCAGCGUUAGCAAUGUCCAGGCGGAGGCUUUCCGUGGGGCCAAUGCCAGCGGAUUCUCCACCGUCCACGAUUGUGAUAGCUCGGAGACCUCAGAUGUGGUGCCCAUUGCUGUUGGCAUUGCCCUGGCCGCCUUAAUUCUGGUCGUUCUCAUCUCGUAUCUGUGCGUACGCCGUCGAUCCAUCUCGCGCGGCUACAUGAGCUUCUAAGGAGAAGUAGUACCCCAGCAAAUAUGGCAGGUUGGAAUGGGAUUGAAGCAGAGAUCGAAAGGGAGAAAGAGAGAGAUAGGAAAGCGUUUGGUGUGUUUGAAUUCAGAGAGAAAAUUAAGAUUGAUUUUGAUAAUUGGAAGCCGUCUGUGAGAAUGUGAGGAAUGAUCAAUUUCUUGUUUCGUGAAAAGUUCAGUUCAGUUUGUUUUGUUUUUGUCUAAAUCGUAGAACGCGCUCAAACGAGAAAGGAAUAGAAAAGUGGAAUAUGAGGGGGAAAUGUAAAAGAAUUCAAUCUGAAGAAGCUCUGUGUAUCUGUGUCUAUAACUGUUCCCAUGUAAUGUGUAUUCAUAAAAUGGUAUUCUCCGCCUCCGUCUGUCGAAUCGAAAACCCACUUUCAUUUAUAAAGUCCCCCCCCGAAAUUUUAAACUUACAAUAGAAGCACCCAACAACACACACGUUUUACUCAAUAAAUCACGUAAAUUUAA